AUGGCCGAGUCUGUCACCUACGCGGACCUGCGGUUUGUGAAGGCGCCCCUGAAGAAGAGGGGCUCCAGCCCGCUGGGACAGGACCCCGAGGCUGACGACGACGGGGAGCUCACCUAUGAGAACGUGCAAGUGCCCGCCAUCUCAGGGGGGGCCUCCAGCUUGGGCGCCUCUGGGCCAGGGGACAAGGCCGGGGUGCAGGCGGAGCCGCCCGCCGCGGCCUGGAGCUCCGUGACGUCCCCCGCAGCCUGGCGGCUCCCGGGCGGCCACUCCACCUGCUCCAAAUACCUGCUCCUGGGCCUGCUCCUCACCUGCCUGCUGCUGGGGAUGGCUGCCAUCUCCCUGGGAGUGCGCUAUCUGCAGGUGUCUCAGCAGCUCCAGCGCACGCACAGGGCCCUGGAAGCCACCAACAGCAGCCUGCGGCAGCAGCUGCUCCAGAAGAGCUGGCAGCUGGGCCAGCGGGAGCGGGAACUGCAGGGCGCCCGGAGGGAGCUGGCCCAGACGCAGGAGGCGCUGCAGGUGGAGCAGCGGGACUGCCAGGCUAUCAAGGAGCAGUCACAGGCCCGGCUGACCAGCUGGGAGGAGACAAAGGAGACCUUGAAAAGUCAGCAGACGCAGAAGAUAGAGCUGGAGGAGAAGCUGAACCGCUUGCAGGAGAAGCUGAGGCCCCUCUGCCUGCCCGAAAUGCCGGAAAUGCGGAGUCCCAACUUGGAACACCACCAGCACCUCUCUCAAGAAAUCUGCUGUCCCCUGGGAUGGAUACUGAUGGCAACGAAUUGCUUUUACAUCUCACUUAUUAAAAGAAGUUGGGAAGACAGCCAAAGCUAUUGUAAAUCUCUGUCCUCCAACCUUGCCACGGUUGUGGCCACUGAGUAUUAUUAUCCAGGUUUUUAUGUCAGCAACUUAUAUAAGGUGUUGGAACAAGUUGAUUCGUCUGGUUCAUAUUGGAUUAAUGGUAAAAGAGCCUCUGGGUAUCAUGGUCAAAACAAAAAAUGUCUCUUUGUACAAAACAAGUGGCCAAAAUAUUCACCCCAGACAGAGUGUGCUACAUCUCUUCCCUGCAUCUGUGAGAUGGCAUCUACUAGGCGUUCAGAUUACCACUGA
Pipistrellus nathusii (Nathusius's pipistrelle) is the source of this 1101-nucleotide messenger RNA. Lineage: Eukaryota; Metazoa; Chordata; Mammalia; Chiroptera; Vespertilionidae. The record is from the annotation of a GenBank genome assembly.